Cooperia oncophora is the source of this 594-nucleotide messenger RNA. The record is from the annotation of a GenBank genome assembly. NCBI's taxonomy places the organism in Eukaryota, Metazoa, Nematoda, Chromadorea, Rhabditida, Trichostrongylidae.
AUGGAAGUUGUUAUUCAGAUCAGUUUGGGCUGUUUUGGGUUGAUUGUUGCGUUUUUCUACUUGAUCUAUGGUGAUCUGUUCUUGGAAGAGUUCCUUCUGUAUCAUAUCAAAAGGCGAGAUAUUGCACAUAAUUUCUCGCCAUACUUCUACGUACUUCGUUUGAUCGGUAAUGACGAGUUCCUUUCGAAAUUAGUUGGAUUCUCAGCAUUUGUUCCACAGAUGGGUCUCGUUUUAUACUUCUCAUUCAAGUAUCACCAUGACCUCCCAUUUUGCUGGUUUAUGUGCACAUUCGCUUUUGUAACAUUUAACAAAGUAUGUACGAGUCAGUACUUUGUAUGGUACAUUUGCCUCCUUCCACUAAUCACCAACAGAUUCAAGAUGACUGUGAAGGAAGCAGUGCAGUUGAUUGGAAUGUGGUUCGUCAGUCAAGGAAUUUGGUUGUUCUUUGCCUAUCUGUAUGAGUUCCGCAAGUGGCGUACGCUUGAAUUCGUAUGGGUGGCAUCAAUAUUGUUCCUUAUUGUUAACUGUUAUAUUAUGGCUAAGUUGACAAGGAGUUACUCCGAUAGUGCCAAGACGAAGAGUAAAAUUAAUUAG